Molecule: messenger RNA, 506 nt
Organism: Spathaspora passalidarum NRRL Y-27907
Lineage: Eukaryota; Fungi; Ascomycota; Pichiomycetes; Serinales; Debaryomycetaceae
Exons: 1
Source: RefSeq, a predicted model, not a curated record
CAACUCGCUUCGACUAUUUAACAACCCUUGACACAACAAGCAUCUUUUAGAAACUCCCGAUUACCAGCAAUUACAACUUUAAUCAUUCAUCGUAAUCAAACUAUUGUCCUAUUUCGAACUAGUGAAUCAUAUAUAGAAAGCUAGUACCAAGAAAUAACUCAUAAGAUCUACCAUAACAUAUCGGAAAUAUUCGUCAACACACGAACAUGCUGCCCUAUAGAGUUGAUAUAGACGAAGCCGAUGUUGCUGUGCUUAAUCAAAACUUAAUCAAAUCCAAAGAGCUUUUUCAAACCAUCAACACAUCACUUUUAAAGAUUGCUGAUAAGUCAAUUUCAGCUUCAUCCACUAUAAAACCAGUAUUAAAACAAGUGAAUAAACUAACUAAAAACAAAGAUGAAGUUGAACGAGGGUUGGAUUUACUUUCUGAUGUUAGUAAACAUGCUUCUUCUGUCAAUGAAUUUGAGCAAAUCCUUUCUAACCCAAUUGAUGUCAUUGGGUUAGUUAAA